Coniophora puteana RWD-64-598 SS2 is the source of this 873-nucleotide messenger RNA. RefSeq lists its product as uncharacterized. Bases 1 to 873 code for a protein of 290 amino acids. The record is from RefSeq and is a predicted model, not a curated record. The transcript has a single exon. NCBI's taxonomy places the organism in Eukaryota, Fungi, Basidiomycota, Agaricomycetes, Boletales, Coniophoraceae.
AUGCGACACCUGCGAAAUCUUACGCUGUAUGUCUCCCCCACCGACAGCUUGAAAGAAGCGUCCGAGGACUCAUUUCCUGGUCUCAAGAUGCUACACCUCACUGCCGCACCACAAGAAACUCUCGGUGUGGUGGCGCACUUCUUGCAGAGCAUGCCACCUUCCAUCCUCCUCUCCAUCGACAUGUUCAGAGCAGACUCAUCGUCCUCUUCUGCGUCUUCGCUCAACUCGCUUCUCGCCGCAGUUGCCCAAAGGCUUGUCCCAACUCAGUUGCGUGAACUGGCCGUUCACGAGACAUUUCAGAAUGUUCCUGGUACCUGGUCAAUGGGCUCCUCAGACAUCAAACAACUUAGUGGUUUCAUGGAGCUACAUCUCUUGAAGAUUGACACGAGACGUACGGUACUGUUGGACGAACCCACUCUGCUUGCCGUGGUGAAGACCCUUCCAAAGCUGAAGUUCCUCAGCCUUAACCCAAGUCAAGGCUGGGGCGUACUGAAGCCUGGAGUAACACUGAGCGGGCUGCGCAGGCUCGUUUCUCACCUCCCAUUCCUAACCCAUCUUAUGCUCGCAGUCGAUACACAAGGCCCACCUGAUCUAUCCGAAUUUUCAUGUUCCCACCAAAAAGGGCUGAUACUCGUCGACUUGCUUGAUUCUCGCAUCCAUGAAGAUAACAUACAGACUACGGCUGUGUUUCUCAAAGGCCUAUUUCCGGGACUGAAGGGAGGCGCCGAGAAUGGAUCACAUCUUGUCUUCAAGGCAUGGGAUGUCCCCACGAUCACAUACGUAGUUGGCCCAGGUGAAGACGGGGAGAAGUAUCGUGAGCGAUGGAAGCACGUAGAAAGACUGAUGGGACCUAGCCUCGAGGCUAGCAGAUAA